UGUGAAAGAGACCUCACUGUGAAAAAGACAGCCCACAACCGCCUGGGGUCUCAGAGGAAGGUGAGCUUCUGAGAGGACUUGUCUGAGAAGGGAACCGUCUGUCCUUCUGUCCAUCGGCAUGGAACCCAAGCAGAUCAGGGAGGGCUACCUUGUGAAAAAGGGGAGCGUGUUUAACACCUGGAAAGCCAUGUGGGUUGUAUUGUUAGAAGAUGGAAUUGAAUUCUACAAGAAGAAAAGUGACAACAGCCCCAAAGGGAUGAUCCCCCUGAAAGGAAGCACCCUGACGAGCUCUUGUCAGGACUUUGCCAAGAGGAUGUUUGUGUUUAAGAUUACUACCACCAAACAGCAGGACCACUUCUUCCAGGCCAGCUUCCUGGAGGAGAGAGAUGCUUGGGUUAAGGACAUCAAGAGAGCCAUUAAAUGCAUUGAAGGAGGCCAGAAGUUUGCAAGGAAAUCCACAAGGAGGUCCAUUCGUCUGCCAGAAACCAUCGACUUAGGUGCCUUAUAUUUGUCCAUGAGAGACACUGAAAGAGGAAUAAAAGAGCUGAAUCUAGAAAAGGACAAGAAGGUUUUUAACCACUGUUUCACAGGUAGCUGUGUCAUCGACUGGUUGGUAUCCAACAAAUCUAUUCGGAAUCGCCAGGAAGGCCUCAUGAUUGCCUCAUCACUGCUCAAUGAAGGCUAUCUGCAGCCUGCUGGAGACCUGUCCAAGAAUGCAGCGGAUGGGAUUGCUGAGAACCCUUUCCUGGACAACCCGGAUGCCUUCUACUACUUUCCAGACAGUGGGUUCUUCUGUGAAGAGAAUUCCAGUGAUGAUGAUGUGAUUCUGAAAGAAGAAUUCAGAGGGGUGAUUAUCAAGCAGGGAUGUUUACUGAAGCAGGGGCAUAGGAGGAAAAACUGGAAAGUGAGAAAAUUUGUUCUGCGAGAAGACCCUGCCUACCUGCACUACUAUGACCCUGCUGGGGGGGAAGAUCCCCUGGGAGCAGUUCACUUGAGAGGUUGUGUGGUGACUUCAGUGGAGAGCAAUCCAGAUGGCAGGAAGAGUGAUGAAGAGAACCUUUUCGAGAUCAUCACGGCUGAUGAAGUUCAUUAUUUCUUGCAAGCCGCCACCCCCAAGGAACGCACAGAGUGGAUCAAAGCCAUCCAGGUGGCCUCGCGGACUGGGAAAUGAAGACAUGUCUGCAAGUCCUCAUGCCCUCCAGAGAGAAGCCCUUGUAUAAGCUUGGUCCAGGACCUGUCCACUUCUGUGACAAUUCUACUGGAAAGGGUCAGGGGUGGGAAGUUUUUGCCAGAAUGUAGCUAGCCAUGUGCUGCAUGAUGUUCACCUGCACUGCCUCUCUCCCUGCAGCCUCUGUCCCAUUCCAUGUCCCCCGAGUCAUAUGACAAGCUGUGUGUCCUGGGUAGACUGUUUAACCUUUCCAGGCUUCAGGGCCUCUUUGGAAAAAUGAUGGAGAUAAACUAAGGUGUCUGAAGUCCUCCCUAGCUUAAAAAACAAAACAAAAUAACAAAAACAAACAAUAGCAAUAACAACAAAAGCAAUGCCCUGUGAUUUUAAUCCCCAUGAGAGUGAAAGUACCUCUAGUUAUCCUGCUGGUGUCCUUCCUGGACUGAGUCUUGGCCUCCAGUGGUCUUGAGAUGAGCCAGAACCUGACAGCCCUUCCCUUCAAAACUGUUGCCAAUUUGUACUGAGAGGACUAGGCACUGACCUCUUCAUUUUCUUUAGCUGUCUUCCACUUAUUUUUGCCCAUGAGAGCGUGUCACAGAAUGAAGGAGAGCACGCUUCUUUCUUCCUUCCCUUCCCCAACACUUCCUGAGAGCAGUGGUGGAUUUUAGGAUUAAGUCUUAUAUUGCUUUUACCAUUUGGGAGGUUUUAUCUUCAGAGAGAAAGACCUGAGGCAGUCAGAAGCAGCUGAGGGUCCUUUCCAGGCCCUGAGGCCACACACAGGUCUAUUCUACUCCCAUUUGAGUCUGAUCUGAAGGAAAUCUCCUAGUGAUCCUUUCUGGAGCAUUUCUCUACUACUUAUUGUAAUUAGAGGGGGCCCAAAUAUAUGAAUUUCUUUUGAGGGUUAGUGGGGGGAAAAGGGCAGGUGGGUUCCCUGUAUGAGUGAGGCCUGAGCAGCAGCCGGGCUAAUGUGCCCCCAUCUGUAGAGAGUGGAGGAGCUGGACCCCGGGCUAGCUGAGUAGAUGGUGGCGUAUAAUAGUCAGCUCUGAAAGGACUUGGACCCUCAGAGCUUGUGGUGGUGCCUGUCACCAUUGUGUAGUGCCUUCAGUUCUCCAGUUCAUGAUUGCUGUGCUUGAGCCUUAAACACAAGCAGUAGCUGCUCUGAUGGGCUCUGAGGGCUUCAUGGCCCUGUCAUUAGUCAGAGUAAUCUGACCUAGGACGAAAUGGAAACCAGUUUAGUUUUUCAUUCUGAUCUCUAAAUAGUUAACCAUCUCCCAAAUUGAGAAAGACAGCACCUAUACAACCAGGUAUGUGUGUGAAGGUGUAGUUCAUAGUUUUCCAACUCUAGGUUUUUAAUUUUAUGGCUCCAGGAAGGAAAGGCAAGUAGAAAAUUCUUCAUGAUUUGAUAAAUUCCUCUCUUGCCCUCCCUCAAUUCCCCUGCCUUAUCCAUGUGAUUGUGCACCUCUCCCAGAUUGUUUUAUCAGUAGCCUAGAGGUGAAGGGCUACCUUUUUCUCUAAUUCUUUAGCACCGUGUCUUCAUAGAAUAUGCACAAUAGUUUUUUCUACUUUCAGUGUUAAACGUAUUUAUUAUUAUGGAGUCAGCAUUAUGUUUUGAAAUAAAUCUGACUUUUGGGUGUGA
This is a messenger RNA of Marmota monax (woodchuck), 2801 nucleotides long. It is a transcript of the gene Plek, whose product is annotated as pleckstrin. The transcript is spliced from 9 exons. The coding region runs from base 119 to 1171 and encodes 350 amino acids. Lineage: Eukaryota; Metazoa; Chordata; Mammalia; Rodentia; Sciuridae. Gene Ontology annotation, cellular component: plasma membrane. The record is from RefSeq and is a predicted model, not a curated record. Gene Ontology annotation, biological process: actin cytoskeleton organization; intracellular signal transduction.